Messenger RNA from Periconia digitata, 552 nucleotides. NCBI's taxonomy places the organism in Eukaryota, Fungi, Ascomycota, Dothideomycetes, Pleosporales, Periconiaceae. The record is from the annotation of a GenBank genome assembly.
CCCCGAUCACCCAAUUUCGGCACUGCUGGCAAAAGUCAUUGGAGUCAGAGAACAAUGGAGACAUGUGAUUGGCUGCAUCUCUUGCACUCCACCUCUUCCAUCCCGAACUCGGCUGCAAGUCUUAUUUUCUCGCUGGCAUUUUCGACAACAGGCAUAACUCGAGUGACUUGCACCAGAUGCUGUGGGGAAGAGAAUAGAAAGAGCAUGGGUGGUGUCAUACAUGCGUCACCGGCAUCGGCUCUAUUUUCGUUGCAGCGAAGUGUGAAGUUCAGCUUUGGUUUGGUCAUUCUUACUUGUAUUGACAUGUGCAUUCCAAGGUUGUUAGUACAACAUAUGCCAGAAAACAAUCUUACCAAACGGUACAUACUUGGGCUGUCUGUCAGAUUUGGCACCAUGCUGGCAGCAUUCGUGGUUUUCGUUUGCAUCAAUGGACACCAACGGACAUCAAUGAAGCAUCACAUCCGCAUCAUGCAACACGAAAACCAGAGGAAACUUUCGCAGAUGAUUGUUGCAGUUGUAGCCUACUUGGUAUAUAAGGCCCUUGCUCGAUAA